CUUAAAAUAGACUUGUACGUAUGUGCUUACGUACUGAUAAUCUCUAUUCACAAUCUUACUUCGCCUCAUCAUGGCAAUGGGGGAGAAAAAUGGAGGGCUGUCCGUUCCUCAGUUUGGAGCAUGGGACUCCAAGAACCCGGUACCUACCAACUACUCCAUGGUGUUCACACGAGCUCGCGCUAAUAGGAAGCAGCACAAGUCCGAUGUGAGGCACGCCAGCCUUGGAAAUGAAAGGGAACUCCUAGCUGCUGCUUGCCAACAAGAAGAACCUGUCAUUAAGAGAAAGAAGAUCUUGACCUACAUUCAUUGCUGUACCAGGCCUUGAUUUCACAAAAACCUAGGGUUCAUCAACUCAUGUAAUUCUCAAGUAUUAAAAUAUAAAUUUCUAUUUUGUGAAUCUAUAGACAAGACGUGUCAUGAAUUCGAAACCUUGUAAUCUUUUGCUGUGAGCCUUGGUUACUAUGCAUGCCUUUCUGCUUGCAAAUGUUGUUUAUAUCGGAAAGCAAAUAGAAUACCAGCAGAUUACAACUAAAUUAAAAGCAGUGAUAUGACAUAAAUUAAUGGACAUUCACGGACAUUUCAGAAUAUAGUAUAGUCCAGUUCAUUUAUUAUUUGAACAUUACCAUCAUUUAGUGUUACAU
Populus euphratica (Euphrates poplar) is the source of this 641-nucleotide messenger RNA. RefSeq lists its product as uncharacterized. Bases 71 to 325 code for a protein of 84 amino acids. The record is from RefSeq and is a predicted model, not a curated record. Lineage: Eukaryota; Viridiplantae; Streptophyta; Magnoliopsida; Malpighiales; Salicaceae. The transcript is spliced from 3 exons.